UCACCCCCCCCCCCCCAAACCCUCCUCUCCUUGCUGCAUUUCCUAGAAAACCCCGCGGAGGGGGGAGCAAAACCCCACUCUUCCUCGCCUCUGCCUUCGUCCGAGCGCGCCGCCGCCGCCGCAGCCGCUCCUGGUGAGUUGCUCGACGUAAUCCGGAUCAUCUUACGCGGGGGAAGCGCCUCGGGGAGCAGUAGAUCCGAGGCGGCCGGAAUCUUUCCCCUUCCCCGCAUCGGUGAUUCCUUCGCUGAACUACCAGCAGCCAAACAGGCUGCUUAGGAGCAACCUUGGACUUGGACCUCACCAGCACAGUCACCUUCAAACCAUGUCAUUUUUGGUUCUACACUCUUAGCUGUUAGCUUGAGUAGAACGACCUACCAAUUGAUCACGAUUAACAGCACCUGUACAGAGGUAGAGUCCCGGAGAUGGCCGAUCCAUUGAGCAUCGUGCAGUCGAUCUUACAAUUGGUCCUCAUGGUCAACAAUAUGGUCGGGACGUUCCGCCACAACAAAGAGGACUGCCACAUUAUCACUGAGCUCCUGAAUAGAGUGCGUGCUGUUGUGGAGGGGCUGAGUAUUGCAGAGGACAAUUCAGUGAGUGAUGCAUUGAGUGAUGUGUUGAACGGCCUGGAGGAGGCCCUGAAGUGUGCAAUGAAGGACAUCAAGGCCUGCCAAAAGAAGAACAUUGUGCUCUCCAUCAUCCAGGUUGACGACAUUGCCAAUAUGUUGCGCCGGGUUCAGGAUGAUUUAUCACGGAACUUGAAUGUAGCAGCCUUUGCCAUUGCUGCAUAUAACACCUCAAUGUUGGAUGGCAUUAAGGAAAAUGUUGCUGCUCUCCGUGCCGACAUCGCUUCUAAGAGGUCAAUACCAGCCAUCGUUACUAAGGAAAUACCUGCUGCUCUUCCUGAUGGCGAUCUGCAACGAGAGAUGGAAAGAUUGGUGCAAACCAUUGAUCUCGGUAGUUAUCAAAAUGAUAGAGUUAAAAGGGAGAUAAAUAAAACAGAAUUUGCCAGGUUAUAACUUAUAAGGGUCGAUGUUACCCUCUUAGCUUCACUUUUUACUCACGUAUGUUAAGGCAUUUGAUUUCUUUUGGGAUUUGGGAAUUGCAUACAUGAAGUUAAGGUUGGGAAAAACAAGGUACUAGGUGAUAGCAAUGCUCCAUGUGCUUCCUUAUCAGAUGGCAAAGCCAUGUCUACUUCAGUGGAAAGUUUGAUUGAACAAGAUGUCAAAGAGACAAGUAUCUCUGUCUUCAAGUUGGUGGAUAAGGCGCACUCAGUGGUAGUUUCUCCAGCACCAUCCCAGCUGCAACAAGUAAUCAGUGUAUCUGAGGUACCUGGAGAGGCAGGCAGUUAUAAGGUAGGCUUCCUGUCCUCUGAGACUAGCAAGCUAUUUGGGGCCUAUGCUGCUGGAGCUUCCUUCGAUUCAAAUAAGGAAACUAUUCGAUGCCCAGUGACCCUAACCAACAAGACAGAACAUUAUGUUGGCAUCUGGGUUAAACCAACAAAUGAGCAAUUUACAAGAACAGCAAUGAUAUUGGAGCCCCAUUCCUCUUUGGUUGUAUCUGUGACAAUGAAGGCGCAUGAAUCUCCCCAAGACACGGUUAAGAUUGAGGCGCUGAUGAUUGUCUUACAGUCAAAGCAUGACCUUGUGGAAUUGGAGUCAUCCAUUGGUGGCAAGUUGACUAUGGACAGUGGCUUUAUGGCACAUACCAAGAAGCUGCAGGCUGAUGUGUAUUGGGCAACGCUGCCAGCUAUCAUUUGUGAGCCAGCAAGAUGCCCGCAGAUCAUGUCAGGAUCAACCGAGAAUAUGACCUUGAUUACAUCCAUUGAUGUGCACCCCAUCAAGACAUGGAUCGCGACUACUCAUAAGGGAGGGACUGUUUACAUUUGGGACUACCAGAAGCAGAAACGUGUGUCCAAGUUGCAGGUCACUAAGGUGCCGAGCAUCCUUGCAGGCUUAAUACAUAAAUAUUCUCAAUACAUUGAAGAGAAGUCUGCCCCACAUUGGCUUUGUUCAGUCAAAUUUAUCACUCAAGAGAAAUGGUUGGCAGUGGGGGAUGGUGACGGAUACAUAUAUGUCUAUGCCUAUGCUGACACUAAGCUUUAUGAGGUCAAGAAAUUCAGAGCUUACCAUGGAAAAUCUGUCGACUCGUUGGCAGUCCAUCCAAGCGAGCCGUACCUUCUUUCGUCAUCGGCUUUUGAUGGGAGGAUCAAGCAUUGGGACUGGAGCAGGACUUGGGAGAAAAUUCAAGAAUUUGAUGUGACCACUUCUGGUGUUCUCAAGGAUGGUGUGCGCAGUCUCAAGUUUAACCCAAGGGACGCCAACACUUUUGCUUGUGUCACCUAUGCUAACAGAGCAAUGGUUGGGAACAUUAAAUCUUCCAGUCUUACAGCCACAAUGAAGGGACCAUUCAAUGCUGAUUAUUUCUUCGCUCCCAGUCAUCAGCACUUGAUGGUUACUUUGAGUUCACCUCAUGAUUGUGCAUGUGUAAAAUGUACAUCACCCAACUCUGAGAUAAGGGAUUUGGAGACGCGAAAAAUUGUUCACACUCUUGGUGUGAAUGGGCGCAAAACGAGACGCGUUGCUUGCCACCCAAGGCUUCCAAUAUUUGCUACCAUGUUAGAUGACGGGACUGUAUGUUUGUGGCAUGCCAGUACAUACAGGCUUGAGAAAAUGGUUCACAUUCCAGAUACGGACAGCAGCUCACAUGAUAUGGUAUUCGUGACAGACACAAAUGACAUAACAAGGGUCAUUGUCACAUUUGAGUCUAUGAUAGCAAUCAUGGAAGUUAACAUGCCAAUGGAAAGGUAAUGGAUUGGUGGUGGGAACUACGGGUGACAUUUCCUUGGGGCAGUGGAGGCAAUCAUGGGGAUUAUCUAUUCUAUCUUUAUAUGCACUUAUGGACAAUGUGUGUUAUUCUGUUCCUGGGAUAAUUACCAUUUUAUAUUGAAUUGCAAUUAUACGACCUGUAGGUGAACCACAUUGUUUGCAUUAUGUUGUUAUAUAAGUGAUCUCAGGUCAUAUGUAACUAUGUGAAACAAUAAUGGUCCACAUACUUUAUUCUUAUUUGGAAGAACAUAAACAUACUUGAUUUUAUUGAUGAU
Molecule: messenger RNA, 3100 nt
Organism: Sorghum bicolor (sorghum)
Lineage: Eukaryota; Viridiplantae; Streptophyta; Magnoliopsida; Poales; Poaceae
Exons: 15
Coding region: 1185-2807 (540 amino acids)
Biological process (GO): endoplasmic reticulum to Golgi vesicle-mediated transport; intracellular protein transport; retrograde vesicle-mediated transport, Golgi to endoplasmic reticulum
Cellular component (GO): COPI vesicle coat
Molecular function (GO): protein binding
Source: RefSeq, a predicted model, not a curated record